GUUUUUUCCUUUUUCCCUCCUCUAUACUACAUGUUAGUGGAUCUGAGUGCAGAUGAAUGCAAAUAUUUGACUAAAGGGGGGUGAACUUACUGGACAUUUAUAGAUGUUGAAAGAUUGAUUGAUCCAACAACAGCCCCAACCUGAAUAUACACAACAGAGAAGUAUUGAUCAUGAUGGAUCUCAAAAAUUCAAUGCAGCUAGAAAUAGUUGCCAUAUGCCAAUAGUAAUACCUAACAUGUUCAAUCACAGGAAACUGAGAAAGUUGAACCUUUCAAACAACUAGUAAAUGAAAGCCAUAGCCGUAAAUUAUCCAACUUUGAGUGUACUCAAAUAAUCGUCUUGAUAUCUUUAUGAGAGAAAAAUUAAACCAUAGAGUAGUCUUCAAGCAUUUGAUCCUGUUAGUAUAACAUUUUACCUUAAAAAAAAAGAGGAAGUUUUAAACAUGCUCCACCACUUUGUCCUCAAUAAACUCCAUAUUCUUAAAGUCUGAAUUUUUUCCCCUCGUCCAAAAGUUGCAAGCACAAUAAAAAAAUAACAACGUCCAGCACUCUCAUUAACCCUACAAUUAACAGUACCAAGCAAACAGUGCUCACACACAAUGAGAAUUUUACCAACUACCACAUAUAUAUGGAAUGCCCCAACAAUUAAUUACUUCAUGAUUUCGAAAAUCUGGGUUUGCUGCUUUGGUGGAGUAACCGGAGUUCUACCCAACUUCGUUCUGGUACGGAACUUCUGAAAAAUCUAAUUGCCUAAAAUGUUAAAAGUAAUGGAGAAUCUACCGGAGAAUUCACCAGGGCUGGAGAGACAGCAGACGAAAUUGGCCGGCGCAAUCUCAGUUUUCGCCGCCUCUUAAUUUGAGUGGCUAAUGGUUACAGGUAUCUUCGUGAGAUCUCAGAGCCGUCAUUUCUCCGCUCAUGAGCCAUGGCAUUGACUGGUAUAACAGUUUCAUAAUAACGUUAGUUAUUUUGU
Rubroshorea leprosula is the source of this 969-nucleotide messenger RNA. The record is from the annotation of a GenBank genome assembly. NCBI's taxonomy places the organism in Eukaryota, Viridiplantae, Streptophyta, Magnoliopsida, Malvales, Dipterocarpaceae.